This is a messenger RNA of Aphidius gifuensis, 2186 nucleotides long. RefSeq names its product mitochondrial nicotinamide adenine dinucleotide transporter SLC25A51. The record is from RefSeq and is a predicted model, not a curated record. Lineage: Eukaryota; Metazoa; Arthropoda; Insecta; Hymenoptera; Braconidae. Bases 798 to 1727 code for a protein of 309 amino acids. The transcript has 2 exons.
AAACAGCUGUUAUCUGUCAACUGAUUUAUUUUAUUUUUUUUUUUAUCAAUAAUAUUAUUUAAAUUUAUUCAUAAACAUUAUUAAAAUGUAAAUAAUUAAUUUCAAUUUUAAAUAUUGUUUAUUAAAUAUUUAAAUAUUUUUUUUUUUUCAAUGUUUAUCAAUAAUUUUAUCAGCCAUAUAUAUAAAUUCAAUUAUUUCAAUUAUUUACCAGUUUUGUUGCUGUUAAAUUCUCUUAUCCAAUUUCUAUAUUAAUUGUAUUUUAUUUAUCAUUUAAUUAAAAACAAUUUGCAAAAGAAAAUUAAUAACAAUCAAUGACACUUGACAGUUGACACGUACACUGUUGUUUUUAUUGUUUUUUAUAUUUUCAAUAUUGAGGUUAUAUUUCCAUCAAUCAUCAAUUUUCAUGUAGCUUUUAUUGCUUUUAUCAGCUUUUAUGCAAACUGCCUUAAAUCUUAAUCAUAAUUUAUAUAAAAACACCAAAGUUGUCAAAAACCAAAAAAAAACAUCAAUAUAUAUUUGACCCAUGUAUUAUUUAUAUUAAAUUUUCAUUUUUAUUUAUCUUUUUAAUAAUAAUUAAAUCAUCAUUGAAAUAGUGACAAUAAAACGACAAUAAAAAAUGCAUUUAUUGUUGAUAAAAUGAUCAUUGAAUUCAUUAUAUAACCUUCAAGUCGUUAUGUCGUUUAAUAAAUUUUCUUCAUCAAUACAUUGCUCCAAAAUUAAUGAAAAAAAAAAAUUAAAUUAUUAAUUAACAAAAUAGACUGUCAAGAAAAAAAAAACAUAAAAAAAAUUGUGCAAUAAUGGAUCCAGAAAAAUUAAGAGAAAAAAUAUUUCCAACAAUAAGUGUAACAAAUAAAUCAUCAUUGAAUAAAUUUGACAGUAAUGAAAAUGUUGUAUCAAUUGGAUCAUUAUUGAAAUUAACAUCAAAUGAUACACGUGAAUUUAUUUGUGGAUGGGGUGCAGCAGUGAUAAACGUGACAGUAACAUAUCCAAUAAAUAAAAUAAUAUUUCGUCAAAUACUUGAAGGAGUACCAGCAAAUGAAGCUGUUAAACAAUUAUCAAGUGAAGGCAUACGUUUGUUGUAUCGUGGUAUACUUCCACCAUUAUGUCAAAAAACAUUAUCACUAAGUAUUAUGUUUAGUGUUUAUGAAGGAAGUCGUACAAGAUUAAUGAUACUAAUUAAUCAGCCAAUUUUAUCAAAAAUAAUUGCUGCAAAUGUUGCUGGUACUGCUGAGGCAAUGUUAAUGCCACUUGAAAGAAUUCAAACACUUUUACAAGAUUGGAGAUAUCAUAAUAAAUUUAAAAAUACAUCACAUGCUUUUAAAUUUAUUCUUCAAAAUUAUGGUUUUACUGAAUGUUAUCGUGGAUUAUUUCCAAUAAUUCUUAGAAAUGGUUUAUCAAAUUUAACAUUUUUUACAUUGAGGGAUCAAUCGAAACAAUUGAUUGGUAAUGAUGAAAGUUUUUUAUCAAAUUUUGUUAGUGGUGCAUUAAUUGGUGGUUUUACAAGUACACUAUUUUAUCCAAUGAAUGUAUUAAAAAUACAUAUGCAAUCUAAAAUUGGUGGUAGAUUUGAUAAUUUAUUUUUUGCUAUGAGAGAUAUUUGGAUUUCUAGAAAUAGAAGCUUCAAUGGAUUUUACCAGGGUGUUCAUUUAAAUUACAUGAGAUCAUUUAUUAGUUGGGGUGUUAUUAAUGCAUCUUAUGAUUUUUUGAAAAAUAUUAUUUUAUUGUAAAUAAUAUAAUUUGUGAUAUAAAAAAAUUUUAAUAGUAAAAAAAAAUAAAAUUAAAUUUUAAUAAAUAUUUUCUUUUUUUUUUUUUUAUUUAUAUUUGUAUUGAAAUUUAUUAUAUCAAUUUCAUAUUUGAUUUUUAAUUAUAAAUUUUUAUGAAUGAUUAUUAAUAAAUUUAUUUAUGUGUACAAAAUUUUAUAUUUUAAUUAUUUGUUUAAUUUUUUUUUCGUAGUAGCUAAAAUAUUUUAAAAUACUUUGUGAAUAUAUUGAAAAAAAAAAUUAAUAUCAAGUGUGACUGAUAAGGUCAAAAAAAAUAAGAAAUACAAGAUGAAAAUUUAUAAUCAAUUUAUUCAAUGAUUAAUUGCAUAAAAAUAAUUUUAUUGUUAAAAUAUUUUUAAAAACUUACAACGUUAUUAAAUAAUCCAAAAAAUAAUAAAAAAAUACUAUAAAUUAAAUUUUAAAACA